UUUGCCAAUGUGCACGUUGGAGUCUAUCAUGCACCGUCUUAUUAUGCGGUUUGUGGUUUCCCACGUGUCUCUGAUAUAAACAGGAAGCGAAAAAAAUUAAAGCCCCCGAAUGAAAACAAGCACCAGCUGACUGUCACGUUGUGUUUGUGCCGUGUUUUGAUGCAGGCAACUGCCGGGCGAUGACUCUGCAACCGCUGACGCCGGUCAACUGUGCCAGCCUCCUGCAGCCCGGCUGCUCCCUGCUGCAGCUGGACGGAGAGGUCCUCCUGUUUGGCCAGAAGGGCUGGCCCAAGCGCUCCUGCCCAACGGGGGUAUUCGGGGUGCGCUUUAAGCACGGGGAGAUGAAGCUGAGGGCCAUCUCCUUCUCCAACGAGUCCUCCUACCUGCCUCCCUUACGCUGCCCGGCCGUGUGCCGCCUCGACCCUUACGACGGGUUUCCGGAGAGCUACCUCAUCCACGGCGGUCGCACGCCAAACAAUGAGAUCUCGUCCAGCCUGUAUCUGUUGACCAUGGACAGCCGAGGAUGCAAUCGCAAACUGACCCUGUGCUGCAAAGAAAGGGAGCUGGUGGGAGAGGUGCCGGGGCCGCGAUACGGCCACACAAUGAGUAUGGUCCAAAGCCGUGGGAAGACGGCGUGCGUCCUGUUUGGUGGCAGAUCCUACAUGCCCCCAGGGGAGAGGACCACUGAGAGCUGGAACAGCGUCAUCGACUGUCCCCCUCAGGUCUUCCUGUUUGACCUGGAAUUUGGCUGCUCGUCCGCUCACACCUUACCGGAACUCGCCGAUGGACAGUCGUUCCACUUGGCUCUUGCCAGAGAAGACUGUGUCUACUUUAUCGGCGGACACUCGCUCGUCUCCGACUCCCGUCCGCCGCGACUCUUUCGCCUGCGCGUCGAGCUCCUGCAGGGCAGCCCCUUGCUUUCCUGUGAGUCCCUGGUGACUGGCAUAUCCAUCUCUAGUGCCCUAAUCACCCGUACAGGUCCCGCUCACAGGUACGUCAUCCUGGGUGGCUAUCAGUCCGAUUCUCAGAAGAGGAUGGAGUGUAGCUCUGUGAUUCUGGAUGACAAAGGAAUCCACUUUGAGACACUGGAACCACCAAAGUGGACGCCAGACAUCAUUCACAGUCGCACCUGGUUUGGGGGUAGUGCCGGGGAGGGAAGCAUCCUGCUUGCUGUCCCGACUGAGGGAAGGCCCUCCCAACCAGACACGCAUUACUUCUACCAAGUGAGCUUCCAGACCGAGAUGGAAGGAACCCAAGAAGAAAGAACCAUUGGCUGCAGUCAGGAGUCCACAGAUUACGACAACUCCACUCCUCUGGAGGACUCCGAGGAGCUCUACUUUGGUCGUGAGCCUCAUGAGCUGGAGGACAGCAGUGAUGAAGAAGGGGACGCAUACAAUGAAGAGGACGAAGAGGACGAGUCUCAGACAGGCUACUGGACUAAAUGCUGCCUGGGCUGUCAGGUGGCCGCCAACACGUGGGAGCCGUACUACUCCACCGAGCUCCAUCGGCCAGCCAUGAUCUUCUGCUCCAGAGGAGAGGGUGGACACUGGGUCCACGCACAGUGCAUGGAGCUGACCGAGACCUUGCUGGUCAAGCUUUCACAGGGCAGCAAGAAGUACUUCUGCUUGGAACACGGAGGCCUGCCCUACCAGGAGAUGACCCCACCUCGACAGGUCAUACCCCUGAAACGCAUUCCAUUGAAAGCCAAGGGCAGGAAAACCCCUCUGACCAUCAAGACAUAUCCAACCAAAAAGAGCUUUUUCAGACGCCUGUUUGACUGAAUCCACUAUUAUAAAGUAUAGAUGCUCCUCAUCAAGCAUGAUUUGUAUUUAAAGUGCUAGGUACAGUGCUGUAUGUGUAGAGAACAAAUUGGAGCAAAAGAAUGAAUCAUACAUCCUCUAAGAAACAAUAACACAGAUUAGUUUUGUUUAGUUUUUGUUAUGUUUAUUUUAAAAGUUGUUGAUAUGGUUUCCAUCACUGGGUUGCAUUUCUACACUUUCUACAAAAAAUAAAUAAAAAUUGAUUUUAACAGUU
This is a messenger RNA of Betta splendens (Siamese fighting fish), 2034 nucleotides long. It is a transcript of the gene rag2, whose product is annotated as recombination activating gene 2. Gene Ontology annotation, cellular component: nucleus; DNA recombinase complex. The transcript has a single exon. The coding region runs from base 180 to 1781 and encodes 533 amino acids. Gene Ontology annotation, molecular function: sequence-specific DNA binding; protein binding. The record is from RefSeq and is a predicted model, not a curated record. Gene Ontology annotation, biological process: V(D)J recombination. NCBI's taxonomy places the organism in Eukaryota, Metazoa, Chordata, Actinopteri, Anabantiformes, Osphronemidae.